Molecule: messenger RNA, 354 nt
Organism: Paramecium sonneborni
Lineage: Eukaryota; Ciliophora; Oligohymenophorea; Peniculida; Parameciidae
Source: the annotation of a GenBank genome assembly
AUGAAAUAUUAAGAUAAAACUAACCAUCUUAGCUUAAUAACAUAAACAGCUAACCUUCCCAAUAAAAAAAAGAUGAGAGAAGGGUUUUUUUUGAAUACGACAUAUAAUACUACAUAUCAAAAAUUGCUGAUCGAAAACCCCAUAAUUAAAUUACAUUAAUUCAUUAAAGUGGAUGAACUAUAAUAGUUGAAAUUAAGAAAAUAUAAAUCUUUAACUCCAGAUAAGGAACUUAUUUUCGGAUAUUUAAGUAUUUUAUUCCUUAUUAUAAAACAUAUAAGUUAUCUAAUUAGAAUAAAUGUAACUUUAAUUCGAUAUAGUGAAUCACAAGGAUUUUUCAAAGACUAUGAAUAUUGA